Messenger RNA from Portunus trituberculatus (swimming crab), 2660 nucleotides. RefSeq names its product probable G-protein coupled receptor B0563.6. Gene Ontology annotation, biological process: G protein-coupled receptor signaling pathway. The transcript has 7 exons. NCBI's taxonomy places the organism in Eukaryota, Metazoa, Arthropoda, Malacostraca, Decapoda, Portunidae. The record is from RefSeq and is a predicted model, not a curated record. Bases 364 to 1332 code for a protein of 322 amino acids. Gene Ontology annotation, cellular component: membrane. Gene Ontology annotation, molecular function: G protein-coupled receptor activity.
CCAUAAUCAUCGCUUUUGAAGGAGAGAAAGAAGAAGAAAGAGGCAAACUUUGCUCGCAUGGUGACGUGCGAGGUCAGGUCACCAAUCAAGCCGUCAAAAGGACACCACACAAGGUCACCACGAGAGCCACUGUGACCCUGACCAGUUGUACACCAGUUGGAGGUCACCAUCUUCACCAGGUCAAGCCAACAAGAUGGGACUGGUGACCACGCCCUCUAUGCUCACCAACCUGACCCCGACUGACCUGUAUGACCUCCACGAAGGGUCAGACAACACCAGUGACCUCCUGGACUGUGACUGCUACCCCGUCACACCCACUCCCGCGACGUGUACCAGGUGAAGUUCGUGGCGUACGGGGUGGUGAUGCCCGUGCUGGUGUGCGUGGGCGUGCUUGGUGACCUGCUCAACCUGGUGGUGCUGACGCGUCCCAACAUGACCGGCGUGGCGUACGUCUACAUGCGGGGGUACGCGGCGGCUUCCCUGUUCGCCCUGCUGUGCGCCAUCCCCUUCACCCACCGCGUGCUGGCCCAUGACCAGGGGCGGUGGGACUCCUACCUGGUGGCGGCCUUCCAUGCCCACGUAGUGCUGUACUUUGGGAACUCCUGCAUUGGCAUCGGGGUAGUGAUGCUGCUGGCCCUCACUGUGGAGCGCUUCAUUUCUGUGUGCUACCCGGCCCAGGCCAGAAAUCUGUGUGGUGGCCGCCGCGCCUACGUCACCGUUUGUGUUAUCCCAGUGACCACCUUUGUCCUCAAUAGUCCCUACCUCUUUCUGGCUCACGUGGUCACCUGCAGGUCAGCAGAGACAGGUGGCCUUCUCCAUCUGAAGCAGCAGAACACGUGGCUGGUGGAGGCAUGGUGGUUCCGUGGCUACAAGUGGAUGCUGGAGGUUGUGUUUAAGCUCCUCCCCGCCCUGGUGCUGGUCUUCCUCAACAUUCGCAUCAUUCGCACCUACAAGGCCGUGUGUGAGAAACGCCGCAAGAUGACCAACAAGGUGAGCGGUGAGCAGCGGAGGCAGUACGCUGAGGAGAGUCGGCUGAUGUUCCUGCUCGGGGGAACCUCAACACUGUUCUUCGUGUGCAUGACGCCAAUGAUCCUCCUGUCCGUCACCAUACACCACGCCUGGGCCACCUCCCUGGCCUUUGAGGUGUUCCGAGCCACUGCCAACGUUUUGGAGGUAACAAACUUUGCUGUCACCUUCUACAUCUACUGUGUGUUCUCAAAAGACUUCAGAGAGACUUUCCUUCGUACCCUGCGCUCGGCCAAGGAAAACUCCGUAGGCGCCUCCUUCCUAGGCUCUGUGUCUGGCCUGAAGGAGGCAAUCCGGCCCCCCUAGGGACACGCCCCUCACACCCCAAUGCAGCAUCCUACCGCCACCACCACUGCCACCAGUGCUACACCAGCUCCUGUGGCUGUAUGACUGACUUAGUGUGUGUGUGUGUGUGCGUGUGUGUGUGUGUGAGAGAGAGAGAGAGAGAGAGAGAGAGAGAGAGAGAGAGAGAGAGAGAGAGAGAGAGAGAGAGAGAGAGAGAGAGAGAGAGAGAGAGAGAGAGAGAGAGAGAGAGUGUGUGUGUGUGUAAAGCUUCAAGUAAUAAUGUAGAGUACCAGUGUUUAUUUUAUUUUCAUUGUUGAUAUUGUUGCUACUGCUAUUGUUGUUGAUGUAUGAAUUGUAGUUUGAGAUCAUGAAAAAAAGUAGGUGCAAAGUCAGCACCAAAAACUGAAUUAAGAUAGUAUUCAAGCAUUCACAGUAAGGCUGAAGUCCCCAUCCUCUGUACGUUUAUUUCCCUCAUGAUAAGAUAAGAUAAUGAGAAGAGGGAAGAAUCACACCUCUGGCUCUAAUGUUGGGUUAGUGAGUGUAUAUAUGUCAUGUGGCAUGAGUGAUGCUAAAUUGGAUAAGUCUGGAAGGCUGUGGUGAGAUAAGAGUUGGAUGUGUUAGCUCAAGGAAGAGUAAAGAGGAAGAGGUCUGCUAAGCGUGAGAUAAGGAGUGAGAUUAUUUUGUAGUCCUAGAGUGGGAGGGAAGCCAUUUGGAAUGAUGAUUAAUGGGUAUUUGCAGUUUUAGGGCAAAUGUUUAUGUAAUAUAUGUGAAAGAUCUUCAUGUUGCAAUUGACCCCCAUACAGUAUGGUCAGUGAAGAUAACUUUCUCUUUGCAAAGAUGUGAGGGAUUAUUUUGUGAGUGUGUGUGAGAGUGGGUGUGAGUGAGAGGGUGGGUGUGCAUGUGGGAGCUUUGUCUUGGCCAAUUCCUUUUCCUGGGAGGUGUCAGAAUGGUUUAAAGUUAAAAUAUUCAUGAUAAUGUGUUGUAAAUCAUUUUGUUAUGGAACAAAAUCUGAUCUAUAUGAAUAUAUAUGUAAAAUUAUCUUAAGAUUAUGGAACAAAAUCUAAUAUAUAUCUAUAAAUAUAUGUUGCUGGUAAAAUGGUAGGAGUAGGAAAUCACAUUGCAGAUAUCAUUAGUUGUAGUUAUGUAACAUGUGAUGCACGAGUUAUAAAAUUAAUGAUAACCUCAAAGUUGCAAAAAUUUUAGGAUUAAAAUUUAUCAUAACUUAAUCUGGAUAGUUACACAAAAAGUAACUAUGUUAAUGACACAUAUAGUAAUGAAACUGUAGUAGUUGCGAUGUUCAGUUGUACGUAAUUAAAUGCAAUAUGUGAUAAGAAACCAAAGAGUGAGAG